Symbiodinium sp. CCMP2592 is the source of this 1668-nucleotide messenger RNA. NCBI's taxonomy places the organism in Eukaryota, Dinophyceae, Suessiales, Symbiodiniaceae. The record is from the annotation of a GenBank genome assembly.
AUGGCUUCCGCAGAUGCGGAUGCGACUUUCCUGAACAUGGUUUACCCUGUGGUCGUUCUGACGGUGAAGGUUUCCAAGCGGCGCAGGCCUCCUCGUCCAUCACGGCUGGCGAAGGAUCAAGAAAGCCAUGUGGGCAAGCUGGCUGAGACCAAGCUGGAGCUCAAGGAGGAUAUGAAGAGGGAGGUAAAGGAGGAGGCUUCGAAGAAGGUAAAGACAGAGAUCAAGGAGGAGUCGUCCAAGGAUAUCAAGUCGGAAGUCAAAGAGGAGAUGACGCAGAAGGAUAUCAAGCAGGAGGCGAAGGAGAAGGGUUCGAAAGAUGCAGACAUGGAAGUGAAGGAAGAGAGCAACGAGGAUCAAGAAAGCCAUGUGGGCAAGCUGGCUGAGACCAAGCUGGAGCUCAAGGAGGAUAUGAAGAGGGAGGUAAAGGAGGAGGCUUCGAAGAAGGUAAAGACAGAGAUCAAGGAGGAGUCGUCCAAGGAUAUCAAGUCGGAAGUCAAAGAGGAGUUGACGCAGAAGGAUAUCAAGCAGGAGGCGAAGGAGAAGGGUUCGAAAGAUGCAGACAUGGAAGUGAAGGAAGAGAGCAACGAGGUCGUAAGCUCUCGUCGAAGAAAGCGGACGAAGGACAAGAAGUCGCAAAGCGAGUCGACUGACAUAAAGCAGGAGAAAGUGGAUGAGGAGCAGGCCCUGCAAGUUAAGCUAGAGGACUGCGAGCAGCCUAACCCGAAGAGGCGUCGAUUGAGCCAGAAGAGCCCAGACGUCUCCGUUCCAUCCUUCGGGUCGCGAUUGACAGAGUGGGCCGAGAAAUGCCUAGCAUUUCAAGCCUCUGGCAAGACGUGGCUGCCCACAAAGCCCUGCUGUCCGGCCAGCCCGUUUCUCGGAUUGGCGGCAGCUCCGUGGCAAGGAUGUGUGAGAGACAAGACGACAGCAUGUGUGCAGCUCCUCAGCAAAGAGCAGUUUAGAGAGUUGCGCGCCUUCUAUCACGAGAAUCCACACCAUACCCUCUUCUACGACAACAGUGACCCACACAGCGAGCGACAGCCAGCGACCCCUGCUGUCUCCAAGGCACAGGCCGACAGGAGAGAGGGUGGCAAUCAGCACCGAGCAGCUGAGUGCAUGAAGAUGUGGCCUUGGAUGCGGGACCUUCCGACGCGAGCUUGGGCCGGCAAUGGCUGGCUGCUCGUGGAGGACGGCAUGAUGAAGCUCUCGCCGACUGGAGGUGGCUCCACCAUGCAGGGCCUCGAAAUCUUCGAGUCCGUGGGCUCCGUGCCUGAUCCUGGCGAGCCGAAGCUGGCCGAGCCGAGAGCCGAGCAAGGCCAAAUCGUCACGAGGAGUUUCCGCGGCCUGGAGCGCCAGAGCGGCAUUCAGGGAAUCUAUUGGGACAAGGAGAAGGCCGGCUGGCGGGUUUCUUGGCAAGUAUCAGGCAAGCGGAAAAGGCUCCAUUUCCCAAUCUCCAAGCACAUGAAGCUCGGCCUCAGCGAGGCCCAGGCCGAACAGGCGGCCUUGGAGGAGGCCAAGGCUUUCCGCGAGGAGCUCGUGCGCCAGGGGAAGCUGAGGCCGCCCAGGGAGAAGGCCUGUGGCUCCACGGUGAGAGGAGUCAUUUACAGAAAGAAGUUUGGAUGCUAUAAGGUGGAGAUCACAGACCCCUCCACGGCGGCACUUUCAAGGUGA